AUGGAGCCCGACGGCCCCGCGGAGAGGGAGGCGGGAGACGAGGGGCAGGCGCGGGGGCCCGGCCGCGGCAGGGCGGUGCGGUUCCUCAUGCCCCACACCACCAUCGCGGUGCCGUCGGUGCGCGAGGAGGAGCCGCUCUUCUACCGGCGACUGGACGAGCUGGUGGCCCCUGGCCCCGGCGGCUUCGGGCCGCUCUUCACUGCUGACGGCUGGAGCGACCUGACYGGGGACCGGCUGCUGCGGAAGCGCGUGGUGCGGGAUGGCCAGGGCGGCCCGCGGCCACGGCCGGGCCAGGAGGUGUCAGUGAAGGCGCUGGGAGCGGUGGAGGAUGGCAGCCUGGUGGAGCGGGACCCGCGGCUCACCUUCGUGCCGGGCCACGGCGACGUGGUGCAGGUGUGCCGGCGGGGGGGRUGGGCCGGUCCGGUCCGGUCUGGGGAACCCCCGGGUGCCCGCGGGACCCAGGAGCCGCCGCGCCCCAACCCGUGCCGCCCGCAGGCCCUGGAGCUCGGCGUCCCCACCAUGGAGCUGGGGGAGAUCUGCCUCUUCCUCGCCGCACCUUCCUACGGCUACGGCCGCCUGGGCAGGGAGCCCGACGUGCCGCCCGAGGCGCCGCUGCUCUUCGAGGUGACGCUGCUGGAGGUGCGCGACGACCCCGACCCGCAGCGGCUGCCGCCCGCCGCCCGCCUGCGCCUGGGCGCCCAGAAGCGCGAACGGGGCAACUUCCACUUCGCGCGGGGCGACUUCACGGCAGCGCUGCGCUCCUACCGCCUGGCGCUGCGCGCCCUCGACGGMACCGGCGCGGCGCCGCCCGGGCCGCAGGAGGAAGAGGAGCUGCGGGAGCAGUGCGUCAAGUGUCUGAACAACUGCGCGGCGGCGGAGCUGCGGCUGGAGCGGCCCGAGGCGGCGCUGGCCUCGUGCGAGGCGGCGCUGCGGCUCAGCCCGGACAACGGCAAAGCGCUGCUCCGGCGCGGCAAGCUGCUGGCCGAGCAGGGCCGCGACGAGGAGGCGGCGCUGGCGCUGCGGAGGGCGCUGCAGCUGGAGCCGGCCAGCAAGGCGGUGCACGCCGAGCUCUCGCGGCUGCUGAAGCGCCGGCGCGGGCCGCCCCCGCCGGCCGCCGAGGAGCCUCGCGGCGACGCGGAGCGGCCGCCGAGCCCCGGGCCCGUGGCGGAAGGAGCGGCCUGA
Nothoprocta perdicaria is the source of this 1182-nucleotide messenger RNA. RefSeq names its product peptidyl-prolyl cis-trans isomerase FKBP8-like. Lineage: Eukaryota; Metazoa; Chordata; Aves; Tinamiformes; Tinamidae. The coding region runs from base 1 to 1182 and encodes 393 amino acids. The record is from RefSeq and is a predicted model, not a curated record. The transcript has 7 exons. Gene Ontology annotation, molecular function: peptidyl-prolyl cis-trans isomerase activity; protein binding.